AUGCCAUGGAUGCCGUCAUCUCCCUUCAUGCUACAAACUGAAACCGGCCUACAUUCCUACUCAAUGAUAUGGAUGCAUACGCUGCCUUUAAAUAACCGCCUGUGCAACUUAGAGCUCUCCAGUCGCUCAGAACUCUGUGAUUUCGAUCCCGAUCACUUCGUACCGAACUGUGAGGGAAUCAGCUUAUAUCAGGCGGCCAUCGAUCAACUGCCCAAUAUCAAAGAUGGCAUUAGCGGGAAAAGGAGGGAUUACGUCGGGGACGAAGAAGAUGAGGAAGAGUUUAUUGAGUGUCAUUGGCCCCCCUGUUGUCACUUGCGCUUCGGCGGUGACGGGUUUGUGAAGUGCAAACGCUGUGGGUGCACAUACUACUGUGGUCUCAAAUGUCGGCAGUUGGAUUGGGUGAAUCAUAAGAAGCACUGCCGGCGAUGGAAGAAGCGCAAGCUCAUAGAGCACGAGAGGCAUGUGGAGAGGUGA
Molecule: messenger RNA, 474 nt
Organism: Sphaeroforma arctica JP610
Lineage: Eukaryota; Ichthyosporea; Ichthyophonida
Exons: 4
Coding region: 1-474 (157 amino acids)
Source: RefSeq, a predicted model, not a curated record